Gekko japonicus is the source of this 1484-nucleotide messenger RNA. Its product is annotated as retinol dehydrogenase 8-like. The record is from RefSeq and is a predicted model, not a curated record. The annotation marks the transcript as partial. Gene Ontology annotation, molecular function: oxidoreductase activity. Lineage: Eukaryota; Metazoa; Chordata; Lepidosauria; Squamata; Gekkonidae. The transcript is spliced from 5 exons.
UUAUCGCUACGAUGAGGAAUCUGGAGAAGAGGGAAGCCCUGGAGAGGGAAGCCGGGCCUGCCUUGGACAAGACGCUGGAAAUCAAGGAACUGGACGUGGGCAGCGAGGAGUCGAUCCGGCGCUGCGUGGAUAGCAUCCCCCAGCGCAAGGUGGACGUGCUUGUGAACAACGCCGGCGUGGGCAUGAUCGGCCCAGUGGAGAGCCACAGCAUGGCUUCUGUCCAGCGCCUCUUCGACACCAAUUUCUUUGGAGUGGUACGCCUGAUCCGGGAGAUCUACCCCGACAUGAAGCGGCGCCGCGAGGGCCACAUCGUGGUGAUGAGCAGCGUCUUGGGGCUGCAAGGUCUCUUCUUCAACGACUUCUAUUGUGCCUCCAAAUUUGCGGUGGAGGGAUUCUUCGAGAGCCUGGCCCUCCAGGCCCUGAAGUUCGGGGUCAACAUCAGUUUAAUUGAACCGGGACCGGUCAUAUCAGAGUUCGAGAGGAAGCUCUAUGAAGAGGUAAAAAACCUGGAUCUCUCUGCAGUGGAUAAGGAGACGCAGGAUCUGUUCCAGGGCCUCUACAUGUCCUACUCCAAGGACGUCUUCACAGCGCUGGGGCAGUCUUCAGAAGAGGUGGCGGAGCACACCAUGAAGGUUAUCACGUCCGAGAAGCCCCCCUUCCGAUACCAAACCAACAGCCUCUACACGCCCAUCACCACCCUGAAGCACGCCGACCCCAGCGGCAUCCUGCCCCUCAACGCCUUUCACCAGAUGGUCUUCCAGCACGACCGGCUCUUCAAAGCCAGCCUCAGCCUUCUGAAGAUGCUCCAGUGGAAGAAACGGCGGGACCUGGACCACGGCCGGGGCCGGGGACCCUGAGAAGAAGACGAGGAGGCCGGGCCCGGCUCAAGACCCUCGCAGUCCCUCGCUUAAGUUAGGACUCUUCCCAGUUUUAUGACUCCCUAGAGAGUUUUGUGUUGAGUUCUGCCCCCUCCCCUCGGGCUCUGUAUCAGGGCUGCCACUUUUGGGAAAGUGCAAACCAAGGAGAGAGAUUGUGGGAUGGAAACUGAAAGGGAGCAAAACAACCGUGAUAUAUUAUGCCAAAAAAAAACAAAUUCUUCAUAGACUUGUAAGUUCUUUUGAGUAUCCAGUUUACUUGGAGCAAUUCAAACGGCAUCAACACCACAACGGACCACGCAUGUCACGUCUCGUUUCGUGUACAAACUUUAUCAGAGUGGGUAGUGUUGGAAUUCCUGUGUAAUUUUAAUCCAUUUGGCAAACACUAUAGUCAUUUCUCAUAGUAACAUUCAUUUUUUUGUUUUACAAUUUAAUAAGUUUUUUAUUGGGUGAUAAGUCAAGAAUACAUAAGAGUUAACCUGUAUGAACCACAAAGACAAUGUAUAUCAGUGACAUUACAGAUAUUCAUAUUUUUAACUUACAGGAUGCGUUCAGACGGGGAAUUUACAACAGUAUAGGUGCCGGUUCCAACUGGUGUACUUACCGGCG